Gossypium raimondii (Peruvian cotton) is the source of this 1078-nucleotide messenger RNA. Its product is annotated as NAC domain-containing protein 21/22. Gene Ontology annotation, biological process: regulation of DNA-templated transcription. The record is from RefSeq and is a predicted model, not a curated record. The coding region runs from base 89 to 895 and encodes 268 amino acids. Gene Ontology annotation, molecular function: DNA binding. The transcript is spliced from 3 exons. NCBI's taxonomy places the organism in Eukaryota, Viridiplantae, Streptophyta, Magnoliopsida, Malvales, Malvaceae.
AAAGCUUUUCUUUUUUUCUUAAAUUUAUUUAUUUGCCACCCCAUUUAUAUUUGCCAUUGUUAGCUUAAAGAGAGAAAGGAAAAAAGAGAUGGGGUUAAGGGAUAUAGGAGCAGCACUGCCACCUGGGUUUAGGUUUUAUCCAAGUGAUGAAGAGCUGGUUUGCCAUUAUCUCUUCAAAAAGGUUGCUAAUGAAGAAAUCUUGAAGGGUACUUUGGUUGAUAUUGAUUUGCAUACAUGUGAGCCAUGGCAGCUUCCUGAGGUGGCAAAGCUAAACGCAAGCGAGUGGUAUUUCUUCAGCUUCCGAGAUCGGAAGUACGCGACGGGGUUCCGAACGAAUCGAGCGACGGCAUCUGGUUACUGGAAAGCAACUGGAAAGGAUCGGACGGUGAUCGACCCAAGAACACAAGAGGUGGUAGGGAUGAGAAAGACGUUGGUGUUUCACAAGAACCGAGCUCCAAAUGGAAUCAAAACAGGUUGGAUCAUGCAUGAGUUUCGUCUAGAAACCCCGCAUAUGCCUCCUAAGGAAGAUUGGGUUUUAUGUAGGGUUUUUCACAAAAACAAGGGAGACAACAUCAACAACAACCCAACGACGAUGUUGGAGACAUCAUCGUCUCGUGCCUUUUCUUUAAGAGACCAAACAAGCUUGCAUUAUGGGCAUCAACUCCAACAAAUAGCCACCUCUUUGUCUUUCCCGCAACCCCAUCCAAGCCAUGGCCAAAGCUUGUUGAGCUUGCUUCAGCAAAAUAACAACAAUAAUCCCUACACCAAUGAAGUAAUUAGCUCCAAAGUUGAAGAUGAAUUCGAUUUCUUUUGGGACAUCAACACGGUAGAAAACAACUUGGAAGACAUAAAAUUCGAUAAUAAUGAGGAUGAUGAUAAUGUGGGUUUCCUAUGAAAACUGAUUGUAUUGUUGACCUGUGAUGUUGGGUAUGGUGUUUUGUCUUGGGACGAUAUACAAAUAGAAAGAUUGUGUAUUUUGGUUUAGGGUUUAUUUAUUUAUUGUAUAUAAUUUUGGGCAUUGUAAAAAAAAUUAUAUUUAUAUAUAUAAAGCAAAUUUUUUACUGAUUUUUUAUUUAAA